UCUUCAAAUACAUGUGAUACAAUACAAUGAUUGGCUAUUGGUGGCACGUGUUUGUGACCUGUGUUUCAUUCUCUGAGAAACAUGCUCUACUGUAGAUUUUUUAGCAAAGUAGGAUCAGUUUUUACCAUAGCAACAUUAAUUUACUUGACAGAUGGAAAUGGCAAAUGUGACGAUGAAGACAUCGAUGAACACCGCUCUUUGAAUUUGUUGCUGACGGUGAAGAAGAAAAACAAUGUUUUCCUAAGAAAACUACAAUGCAGACCUACAGCGAAAAAUAGCCGUCGGCAAGGCCGUUCCCAGCUAAGGCAUUUACUGAAGGAUGAUCCCGUCCGAACAAUGUACGACUAUGAUGAGGAGGAAGAGGAAGAGGAAGAGAGCCACACGGAGAUGGGACUAUGGGGAUUUGGGAAUGAGAAGAAAGAGAAGGACGAAAUUCCACCUACACUAGAUCCAAAUAUGCUGCCUCCGUCAGCGCCGAAAUUGGAAAUAAAGACCAACGACUCUGUUCUGGUCUCAUGGCAUAUCCCUCUACAGGAGAAAUUCCCGAUCGAUCAUUUUUACGUGGAAUUUUAUCAGUACAAAAAGGGCGAGUUCCGCUCCAAAUGCUGCACAUUUGUGGAUAAUAAGCCAAAAAAUAAAUCGUCGAGCGAAGCUUAUCACGAGGAGCUGAUCGACUGUCUCGCGUCAAAUUUUGAUUACAAGUUCCGAGUUGCGGCCUCAUACCCUACACAUAAUCACUCGUAUGGUCAGUGGAGCAAGGAAAUACAUCUACCCGAUGAUUUUGAAGGGGAGGACGCUUUUGACACAGAUGAUUUGUGAUGCAUUUGUUGCCUACAUUAAUCGUAAAUCUUUUUGUUGACCAAAAAAUAUUACAUCUAUUAAUUUACCCGUGUUAAAGAAGUGUUUCAUCAUGCGUUUUAAAAAAGACCAUGGUUUUACAGAUUGUGUGUUUAAUAUUUAAACAAGUUGCGUGAAAUUAAAUCCAUGAAGAUUAAGGCAGUGCACUUUCAAAAUUAAUUGAAAAAGAUAUGGUAAUUAUGAAAUUUCUUUUCAUAACUUAAUUUAAUGUAACAUUUUGAAACAUGAAUAUUGAACAAUUUUCUUAGAGAUGCUAAAUAUUCUAAAAUAAUUCCACAGAAACAAUCAAGGUGAAUCGUAAUAAUUUUUUAUUUUCUUAAAUUAUUGUAAGCAUAUUUUUUUCAAAAGUAUCGAGCUCCUCAUAAAAAAAUAAAAAAAUA
This is a messenger RNA of Bemisia tabaci, 1238 nucleotides long. The record is from RefSeq and is a predicted model, not a curated record. NCBI's taxonomy places the organism in Eukaryota, Metazoa, Arthropoda, Insecta, Hemiptera, Aleyrodidae.